This is a messenger RNA of Aureobasidium subglaciale EXF-2481, 1602 nucleotides long. RefSeq lists its product as uncharacterized. The coding region runs from base 1 to 1602 and encodes 533 amino acids. Gene Ontology annotation, molecular function: catalytic activity. The record is from RefSeq and is a predicted model, not a curated record. The transcript has 2 exons. NCBI's taxonomy places the organism in Eukaryota, Fungi, Ascomycota, Dothideomycetes, Dothideales, Saccotheciaceae.
AUGUCUGUCUUCUCCCUCGAUGCUAAGCAGGGUAACCCUGUAACUACAGAGACACUUGACAAGUUAUGCUCUCAGUUGGGAGUUCAGAUCGAUGGAGAUGAAAAGGAAGACUAUCGCCGCCUGUUGGCUGUCUUCCAUGAUGCUAGCGAACAAUUGAUGGCAAUGGAAGAUUAUAUUCCCGGAGUGGACGAAGAAAGAUUCUCUCGAGAGAAUGUUCACUAUCCAGAGAAAAUUGACAAUCCGUACGGUGCUUGGGCCUGGAAAUGCAAAGUCAUCGACAAGCAGGCAGAGGGCGGUAGACUUCAAGGGAAGACGUUUGUUUUGAAAGACAAUGUCGCGUUGAAAGGUGUGCCGAUGCUUCUCGGCACCAACUUCAUCAAAGACUAUGUACCAGAUUGCGAUGCCACAGUUGCAACCCGCAUUCUCGAAGCUGGCGGUACGAUCCUCGGAAAGGCUGUCUGUGAGAACAUGUGCCACAGUGCCACAAGUCAUUCCUCUGGCACUGGCAUAGUUGAAAAUCCACUCGCGAAGGGCUAUAGUUCUGGUGGCAGCUCGAGCGGCUCAGGCGUUCUCGUUGCUGUGGGAGAAUGUGAUGGCGCUAUUGGGGCAGAUCAAGGUGGUAGUAUCCGUGUACCAGCGGCCAACUGCGGUAUUGUCGGACUCAAACCCACCUUUGGACUGGUACCGUACACUGGUAGCGGAUCAAAUGAGCCCACCAACGAUCAUCUGGGUCCGAUGACUCGUACCGUCCUCGACAAUGCAAUCUUCUUGGAAGCCAUCGCUGGAAACGACAAUAUCGACGAUCGCUCGUUUGCGGCACCGCAUCCCUCGAAAAUCCCAACGUACAGCUCAAUACAAAAUCUUCCUUUGGACAAACCUCUCGCAGGCAAGAAGUUCGCUUACAUCAAAGAAUCUUUGUCGCUGCCUGCGCUGGAUCCUCGUGUAAUCGACACCUUCAAGGCAGCCAUCUCCAGGUACGAAGAACUUGGUGCAACUGUUGAAGAAGUCUCUAUCCCGAUUCAUUCCAAGGGUGCUGCUAUUUGGACUGGUGUCUCGAAAGUGGGAGGAUAUCUUACAAAGACCUCUGGUUCAUUCGGCAGAAGAGGUCAUCAGAUGCUGACCUUGAACUCGAAGCUUUACCCCAUGGGUCAAGAUAACUGGGAUAAUGCUUAUGUGUCGACUAAGAACAUCUUUCUCAAUGGUCUUUAUGCUGUGCAGAACUUCCCUCUUCUGUUAGCAAAGGCAACGAACUUGUCACGACAGCUGAGAGAUGCAUACGAUACGGCACUUGAGACUUACGAUGUUCUACUUACACCCACGCUUCCAUAUGUGGCGACGAGCCAUGCCUCACUUGAUGCUACUCCGAUUGAGCAGAUCACCAAGCAGAUCGGACUGACAACGAACACUGCGCCGUUCAAUCAGAGCGGACAUCCUGUACUGGCAAUGCCAAUUGGCAUGCUGGAAGUUUUAGAGGGCCCAGGUGUAGAGGCUGGAGUAAAGCUUCCUGUCAGCAUCCAGGUCGUCGGAAAGUGGUGGGAUGAGAUGGCAGUGUAUGAAGCUGCAUACGCUUGGGAGAGAACCAACGACUGGAAGACGAUGUAA